Messenger RNA from Archocentrus centrarchus (flier cichlid), 964 nucleotides. RefSeq names its product ADP-ribosylation factor-like protein 6-interacting protein 4. Lineage: Eukaryota; Metazoa; Chordata; Actinopteri; Cichliformes; Cichlidae. Bases 74 to 316 code for a protein of 80 amino acids. The transcript has 3 exons. The record is from RefSeq and is a predicted model, not a curated record.
UUGGUCCAUCCUACCUUCUUGUUCAGCAGUUUGGUAAGCAAAAGUUUUUUAAGUGUGCUUUAUAAAUCCAGUCAUGACAGAUGAGCAGAAGGCUCGGCUGUCCACUAAGAGGCCCCUCACCAAAGAGGAGUAUGAAGCCAGGCAGAGCGUGAUCCGUAAGGUGGUGGACCCUGAAACGGGGAGGACGAGACUGGUGAGAGGAGAGGGAGAGAUCAUAGAGGAGAUAGUCAGCCGGGAGAAACACAAAGAGAUCAACAAGCAAGCUACAAAGGGAGACGGGGACGCUUUUCAGAGAAAAUUGGGAAUCAACAGGUAGAAGAUAACAUCCCGUUCAGCUUUCUCAACCUGAGUACACCUUCACUAAACCGAAAUGACAGACUGCUGAAAGUAACAAAUAUUGAACAAAAUGUAUUUCUAGGGUGCAUUUUAUAUCAGAUGCCAAUGAUGCAAAAAUAAUACUGUGAUGGUCUCUUGAGGUACACAAGGUAGAAGUCAUUAUGUUGUUGUUUUUGUCAUCUUACAUCUGUGCUGAUCAGACUGAUGUGCAUUGCUGUGCAGAACACUCACAUGUGAGACUGGAUGUAAACAAUAAUGGUGCCCCUCCCCCCCCCGAGCCGAGCUGUAAUGGUUGGCAGAUGUAGUUGAGUAGACAGAAAAUUGUGCCUACAUGAAACUGCUGACAAGGAUGUUAUUUGUAUCCUGUUUUUGAAAAUCUUUAAUUUCUAUGAAAAGACAUUGCUACUGAUUUUUUUUUUGUUUUUUGUUUAAUACUUUGAGCAUCUAAAGCAAGUGUCAUUUAGUUCCAUUAUUAUAUUCCAUUUAUUGUGCAAGAAAAGCAUCUUAAAAUCUCUAAAACUUUGCUUUGAGUAAGGAUUAAUCCCGGAUAAACGUUCAAUUCAAGCUCUGUCUCAAAUUUUGUUUUACUUUGAUUUCUCUAAAUAAAACUUAAUUUCCUUGUAAAUAA